Molecule: messenger RNA, 1074 nt
Organism: Exophiala xenobiotica
Lineage: Eukaryota; Fungi; Ascomycota; Eurotiomycetes; Chaetothyriales; Herpotrichiellaceae
Exons: 2
Coding region: 198-869 (223 amino acids)
Cellular component (GO): cytoplasm
Molecular function (GO): gluconokinase activity
Source: RefSeq, a predicted model, not a curated record
GGUAAGUCUGCCUUAUAUACCGUCCGCGGCCUCCUUCAUGUCUCCUCAAUUCCUCAGCAUUGUUAUAAACACUUUUAUAUCAUCAACCUCGCCUAUCCUACGUCUGUUCACACUCUCACUCGUUCAUUCGCCAUUCCUUCUGUUCCUUACCGCCGUCUAAAAAGAAACGUCAUCUUUCUCACCUCAUAUUCACCAACAUGCUGUCCGCAGAACGAACAACAAGACCCCAUCCUUUCCUCUACCCUAGCCGGCGCAUCAAGUCCACCUUAGACGUCUCUGUACAAGCAAUGCAGUCAGACAACGACCAUAUAGAGCACAUAUGGAUCAUCACCGGUCCCGCUGGCUGUGGAAAGACCACAGUGGCCCAGCAUCUGGCCAGCGAAUUGUCCUUACCUUAUGUGGAGGGAGACGAUUUCCAUCCUGCCGCCAACAAGCAGAAAAUGGCCUCGGGCAUUCCACUCACAGACGCCGACCGCUGGGACUGGUUGAUCACUGUCAGAAAUGAAGCCAUCAAACGCCUGCAGCAUUCGAAUGGUGUUAUUGUCACAUGCUCCGCCCUCAAACACAAGUACCGAGACGUAAUUCGAGUCGCAAACUACGAGCAUCCUUCAGUUCAGAUCCAUUUCGUGUACCUCAAAGUUGACGAGUCCACUCUGCAGAAGCGGGUAGCCUCCCGAGUUGGUCAUUAUAUGAAAGAGGGUAUGGUGCAUAGCCAGAUGGCUGCACUGGAGGAGCCCGAAGAAGACCUAGAGUGGGAUGUACUUCCGGUGGACGUUAGAGAGGACAAGGAGUCUGUCAAGAAACAUGCCCUGGAAGUCGUCCAACAGAAGUUGAAGGAGUAUGAUGGGUUACCUAGACACCCCAAUUGAGACAUGCGUCGUUUUGGGGAUACAGCGAGAUUUAUACAUGGCGGCAUCGACUUCAGCGUAGGCGCCAGGCGUUUGGCCUUUUGGUGAGCUCGGAGAUAUGAGUUGGCAUCCGACUUACCAAAUCUCACUGUACUGGUAUAGAGCAAUUGGUUAGACAUCAAGAUGCAAGUUGAAGACAUUUGGAAACGGUGUCUUAGGAUCGUUA